This is a messenger RNA of Phytophthora infestans T30-4, 858 nucleotides long. Its product is annotated as palmitoyltransferase, putative. The transcript is spliced from 4 exons. Gene Ontology annotation, biological process: peptidyl-L-cysteine S-palmitoylation; protein targeting to membrane. The record is from RefSeq and is a predicted model, not a curated record. NCBI's taxonomy places the organism in Eukaryota, Oomycota, Peronosporomycetes, Peronosporales, Peronosporaceae. Gene Ontology annotation, cellular component: Golgi apparatus; endoplasmic reticulum. Gene Ontology annotation, molecular function: protein-cysteine S-palmitoyltransferase activity. The coding region runs from base 1 to 858 and encodes 285 amino acids.
AUGCUGGCCCGUCGGCGCCCGCUGUGGUUCGUGUGGGACCCCUCGGGCGUCGUGAUCGCGCUAUUCGCUUGGGUGCUGGUGUUCGGUUUACUGGUGGCGGUUCUCGCGUCUAUUUCGCAGUGGGUGGGGCUGUUGUCACUCAUGGGGCUGACCGAAGGGGUCUGGUUCACGGGGCUCUUCGGCAUGUGCCUCUGGUGCCACAUCGUGGUGCUCACUAGCAACCCCGGCACGGAGAUCGAGGAGGAGAUGCCACUGAAUGAAUACGAGGAAUGCGAGGACGACGGCUCGCUGCUCAUCUACUGCGACGAAUGCGAGAUCUACAGGCCAACGAGGGCCACGCACUGCCAUACUUGUGAACGAUGCAUUGUGCUCCAAGAUCACCACUGUCCCUGGGUGAACAAUUGCGUGGGGAUCGGCAACCAAAAGGCGUUUCUCUUGAUGCUGCUAUACGUGACGGCCACAAGUGUGCAGGCGGCGCUGCUGGUGUUGAUGCAGUACGCCAUGUGCUCGCGUGGCAAGUACACGUGCGGCCUGCAGAGCGACCAGUUUCCUGGCAAGUUGGGCGGCUGGAUCCUGGCUGCUGCCGCCGUGUUUGGAAUCUUCUGCUCGCUCAUGCUCACCAUGGAGCUGUAUAAUAUUUAUCAGGACCCGCUCUUCACAUUGAUCGCCGAUCAGAUUGCAGCUCGCCGUGGUGGGGACAAGUCCACGUCGAGACUAGAGCGACAUCUGAGCGUCAUCUGCGGGACGGACGGCAUGCGGGCCUCUUGGGUUUUCCCGCCGCCCGAGCGACGCGCUUUACAUGACAUGGAGAUCGUGCAGGGCUUCCGAUGCCGACCAGAUGACGCCGAGAUCUGCUGA